AAGACGCACCAGGGACGGCCCAGGAGGGCCCCAAGAGAGCUCCUCUGAAGCCAUUUUGACUCAAGCUGUUCUGGUGCAGUCUGUCUGCUACUGCCAAUUUCACACCAAAAAAGUUCCGAUGCGAGUGUUAACGUUGGUCUGCGCCUGCCUGGCCCGGCCGUGCCUAUCGUCGGGAGCAAAGUGCCCGCUGCCAGAAAGCGAAGCUCCCUUCGCGGAUUGCAAUGAGCUCACCAACCAGCGACUGGCCUGCUGCGCCUGGAGCCAGCAAGCGGAUGCUUUGUCCAGUGACUUCGUUCUGUCAUAUGCGGCUGGCAGUGAUUUGGCAGCUUUUGCGACGGCGUUGAGCUGCACUGCUCUCCUGGGAGUGGAUCCUAGCACGAUGUGCACUCUACAGGUCAAAGAUUCCGACUUGGGGAGUCUCCUCCCAAUGAUCGAAGAACAGCUGCCAUUUGCGGCCGAACUGGGGGAAAACUACAACUGGAUGCUGUGCGGAGCUACCUGCAAGGACGCGCCCAUGGUAGACUGCCUUAUGGAGCAGACAUGUGCCAGCAUUACCUUCCCCGAACCCGGCGACAGUGCGACGACUGCUUUCCAGUGCCCCGGAGCUGUGAUGACGACGUCGGACUUUGAUUUUGACGCAGAGACAACGGGUAUUCCAGAAGGUAAUUCGAGGCGGGCCGAGGAGGUGUGCGCGCUCACCACAACGGUUUCCCCCGCCUCGACCGUUGCCCCCGACGGCGACGAGGCGAGCGACGCCACUGGACGUCAGACUGCGGCCGCCGUCGUGGUGUCUCUCCUGCUGGUAGUCGCCGCGUGAGCAGCUCAUUGGAGUCGCCUGCUGGCGGGCGCUGCCUGAGCGAGUCCCUUCGUUGCUUC
Molecule: messenger RNA, 876 nt
Organism: Prorocentrum cordatum
Lineage: Eukaryota; Dinophyceae; Prorocentrales; Prorocentraceae
Source: the annotation of a GenBank genome assembly